UUCUUCACUUUAAUUCGCUCAUCUUCUAUAUAUUUACUGCACUCUUAUCAUCCAGUCCUCCACCAUGGGAAUAAGCAUGAAGGUGCAUCAGUUCGCACGUGGAUUUUGGGAGCACGAACCCUCCCUCACGCUUGGCUGCAAGCGCUUACGCCCUCUCGCUCCCAAGCUGGCUAACCCCGACGCUUCUCCCGUCCCGCCGGCUUUCGACCUCAAGAGCUUCAUCCGACCCGAAAGUGGUCCCAGAAAGCUCGGAUCCCCUGACGACAACAGAGAUCCUCCCCAGGUGGAGACGCACCCAGGAGGGACACGGUGGAAUCCAACGCAAGAACAGAUAGGGAUAUUGGAGAUGCUGUAUAAGGGCGGAAUGCGCACUCCCAACGCCCAACAAAUAGAACAAAUUACGGCGCAGCUUGGCAAGUACGGGAAGAUUGAAGGGAAGAAUGUGUUUUAUUGGUUUCAAAAUCACAAAGCCCGCGAGCGGCAGAAGCAGAAGCGGAGCAGUCUUGGUCUUAGCCAUUCUCCGAGAACCCCGGCGCCCAUUACCACUAUCACUUUGGACAUCAGGGGGGAGUUAGAAAGAGAGGAAGAUAGUCCAUACAAGAGGAAGUGUCGGAGCUGGGGUUUUGAAAGCUUAGAAGAAGAAGAAAGCAGGUCAUGUAAAGAGGAGGGAGAUAGAACUCUGGAGCUCUUCCCAUUACACCCGGAAGGCAGAUGAAGGGGUUUAAAAUAUUCUUUUUCUUUGAGCUUUUGUUCGAUCGAUCCCAUUGUAAGCUGCUUUGAUGUGCUUUUUUUUUCUUUCUUUUUUUCUUUCUUUUUCUUCUUUCUUCGUUUUCGGGAAAGAAGAAAGACAAAGUUGUCUCUUUGUACGCUACUGCUUAUUAUUAUUCCUGACUUGUAACCAAAGCGCUAUCUCACUCUUUAUUCGACGA
This is a messenger RNA of Alnus glutinosa, 929 nucleotides long. RefSeq names its product WUSCHEL-related homeobox 4. The transcript is spliced from 3 exons. Gene Ontology annotation, cellular component: nucleus. Gene Ontology annotation, biological process: procambium histogenesis; phloem or xylem histogenesis; cell division. NCBI's taxonomy places the organism in Eukaryota, Viridiplantae, Streptophyta, Magnoliopsida, Fagales, Betulaceae. The record is from RefSeq and is a predicted model, not a curated record. Gene Ontology annotation, molecular function: DNA-binding transcription factor activity; DNA binding. Bases 65 to 715 code for a protein of 216 amino acids.